Messenger RNA from Medicago truncatula (barrel medic), 3102 nucleotides. Its product is annotated as pentatricopeptide repeat-containing protein At1g74850, chloroplastic. The transcript has 4 exons. Gene Ontology annotation, molecular function: protein binding. The coding region runs from base 189 to 2777 and encodes 862 amino acids. Lineage: Eukaryota; Viridiplantae; Streptophyta; Magnoliopsida; Fabales; Fabaceae. The record is from RefSeq and is a predicted model, not a curated record.
CCGUUAUCCACAAAAAGAAACACCACGUGGCAUUUUCUCAAGUCACCUUCAUAGCUUCUUCACUCUUCUCCUCCAUCUUCUUCAACCUGCUUCAAUUUCUUCACUUUUUCAAUUCAUUUCCUCACAAAUUCAACAAUAUGUUACUACGUAACCGUUUUCUGAAUAAUUGAAAACCUUAUAACAUUAAAAUGAGUCAUUCAAUUUCAAUUUCAAAUUCUCUCCAUUUACCAAACCCAUCUCCAUUCAUCCCAACCCUGCUCGACCCAAAUCUCCAACUCAGUUUCCCAUUAUUCUCAAAGCCCAAAGCCCAACGCAAACUCCAAUUCAAAGCCCACGCAAAGCCCAGAGAAUUAAUCCUCGGAAACCCAACCGUAACAGUAGAAACUGGAAAAUACACAUACGACGUUGAAACCCUAAUCAACCGACUCAGUAGCUUACCACCACGUGGCAGCAUAGCUCGUUGUCUCGAUUCCUUUAAAAACAAGCUAUCCCUAAAUGAUUUUGCCGUUGUUUUCAAGGAAUUCGCGCAGCGUGGCGAUUGGCAACGCUCGCUGAGGCUAUUCAAAUAUAUGCAGAGACAGAUUUGGUGUAAACCUAAUGAACAUAUUUACACAAUCAUCAUUACUCUUUUAGGGAGGGAAGGCUUGUUGGAUAAGUGUCGCGAGGUGUUCGAUGAAAUGCCUAGUCAAGGUGUUGCAAGAAGUGUUUUUGCUUAUACUGCUGUUAUUAAUGCUUAUGGUCGUAAUGGUCAGUUUCAGACUUCGGUUGAGUUGUUAGAGAGUAUGAAACAAGAGAGGGUUUCGCCGAGUAUAUUGACUUAUAAUACUGUGAUUAAUGCUUGUGCUAGAGGUGGAUUAGAUUGGGAGGGUUUGUUAGGGUUAUUUGCUGAAAUGAGACAUGAAGGGAUUCAACCUGAUGUUAUAACUUAUAAUACUUUGCUAAGUGCCUGUGCUCAUAGAGGAUUAGGUGAUGAAGCGGAGAUGGUUUUUAGAACGAUGAAUGAAGGUGGGGUUGUUCCGGAUAUUAAUACGUAUAGUUAUCUUGUUCAUACUUUUGGUAAGUUGAAUAAACUCGAGAAGGUUUCUGAGCUUCUUAGGGAAAUGGAGUCAGGUGGUAGUUUGCCGGAUGUUAGUUCUUAUAAUGUUCUGUUGGAGGCUUAUGCGGAUAUGGGGUUUAUUAAGGAGUCUAUUGGGGUGUUUAGGCAGAUGCAGGAGGCGGGGUGUGUGCCAAAUUCGGCUACUUAUAGUAUUUUGUUGAACUUGUAUGGGAAACAUGGGAGGUAUGAUGAUGUUCGCGAUCUUUUUCUUGAAAUGAAAGUGAGCAACACGGAUCCGGAUGCUGGUACUUAUAAUAUUCUUAUACAGGUGUUUGGGGAGGGGGGAUACUUUAAGGAGGUUGUCACUUUGUUUCAUGAUAUGGUGGAUGAAAAUAUUGAGCCUAACAUGGAGACUUAUGAAGGUUUGAUAUUUGCUUGUGGGAAGGGAGGGCUUUUUGAAGAUGCUAAGAAAAUUUUACUUCAUAUGAAUGAAAAGGGUAUUGUUCCGAGUUCAAAGGCUUAUACCGGUGUGAUUGAAGCUUAUGGGCAGGCAGCUUUGUAUGAAGAGGCUCUGGUUGCGUUUAACACUAUGAAUGAAGUUGGAAGCACCCCAACUGUUGAGACCUACAAUUCGCUCGUUUGUUCCUUUUCAAGGGGGGGAUUGUACAAAGAGGUUGAAGCAAUUUUAUUUAGGAUGAGUGAGUCUGGUUUACCGCGGGACGUGCAUUCGUUCAAUGGUGUAAUUGAAGCUUUAAGGCAAGCAGGUCAAUAUGAAGAGGCUGUAAAAGCUCAUGUUGAGAUGGAAAAAGCAAACUGUGAUCCUAAUGAGUCGACAUUUGAAGCAGUAUUAAGCAUAUACUGCUCGGCAGGUCUUGUUGAUGAAAGUGAGGAGCAGUUUCAAGAAAUUAAAGCUUCUGGAAUACUGCCCAGUGUCAUGUGCUACUGCAUGAUGCUAACUCUUUACACCAAGAAUGACAGAUCAAAUGAUGCCUAUAAACUCAUUGAUGAAAUGAUCACAACGAGGGUGUCGGAUGUUCAUCAAGUGAUUGGACAAAUGAUCAAGGGAGAUUUUGAUGAUGAGUUCAAUUGGCAGAUUGUAGAGUAUAUCUUUGACAAACUCAAUUCUGAAGGAUGUGGAUUUGGAAUGAAGUUCUACAAUGCAUUGUUAGAAACUCUCUGGUGGAUGUGCCAGAGAGAAAGGGCUGCCAGAGUGCUCAAUGAAGCAUCAAAGCGAGGGCUUUUCCCUGAACUUUUUCGUAAAAAUAAACUUUUGUGGUCUGUAGAUGUACACAGGAUGUCUGAAGGUGCUGCAUUAACAGCAUUGUCAAUUUGGUUGAAUGAUAUGCAAGAGAUGUUCAUGACUGGCGAGGAUCUUCCUGAACUUGCAGCCGUUGUUGUGGCUCGCGGUAAAAUGGAGGAAAGCACAGAUGCCCAAGAGUCCCCCAUUGCAAAGGCUGCCUUUUCAUUCCUGCAGGAUAAUGUCGCAUCCUCUUUUACUUACCCCGCAUGGAACAAAGGUCGCAUUGUUUGUCAGCAGUUACAACUUAGGCGAAUUCUGUCGGGUACCAGAUCAUCUUCAAGUACGAAAAAAAUGAAUAAAUUAGUAUCUUUAAGUAAUAGCCCAUCAUUUACUGCUGCAGGAGCUUUAACAUCCAAAUCUGAUGUUCAAAGUAGUAGAGCUAAUGGUGUUGAUUCUAGAACCAAUAGUACUAGAACAGAGCUUCUAACUAGUGCAGUUUAGAUUAGAGAAAUAUAGAAAUCACUUUUCCACACCCUGUUUGGGUUCAUUUGAAAUUAGGACGUACUAUUUGUUACAGUAAUCAAUUCCCAAAUUGGGCCGGCUAUCUGGUCUACAAAGUUUUGGCAAAUAUAUUCUCGAGGUAUUUGGCGUAAUUUGAUACAUGUAGUGACCCCAAUUAGUGGGAUAAAGCUUGAUUGUUGUUGUAGGUAUCUUCAGCUCAGUUGGUUUGCCUAUUGGCACCAACAUUUACCGUUGUAUUUGAUUCAUUGUUUCUGCACAAGGGAGACACCAUAAAUAAAUGCAAGUUACUAGGUGAGGUCAAUCA